Messenger RNA from Galendromus occidentalis (western predatory mite), 1740 nucleotides. RefSeq names its product zinc-ribbon metal-binding protein lunapark (gene Lnpk). Gene Ontology annotation, biological process: endoplasmic reticulum tubular network organization. Gene Ontology annotation, cellular component: endoplasmic reticulum tubular network. The record is from RefSeq and is a predicted model, not a curated record. The transcript has 10 exons. Bases 377 to 1540 code for a protein of 387 amino acids. Lineage: Eukaryota; Metazoa; Arthropoda; Arachnida; Mesostigmata; Phytoseiidae.
ACCGCCAGCAGGAGGACCAGUGUUUUGCGGUAACUGCUGCUCCUCAUCAGUGCUUGUUGUCUUUCUGCUACGUUAAGAAGUGAAUCAACGUCGGAUCGAAUUUUUGAGCCGAGCUGCUGCGGACCGAAAAAUCCGGUGUCUCGUUGCUCUGUGAACCUUCGUUUUUGCUCAGUUCGUCCUUCCGACCAAGCAAUCGUACGUCACUCGAAAAGAAUCUGACAGGCUGCCGCUCGGAAGUUCAGCCGCCAGGUGAGACCGACCGGCGCACCUGCUGACGUUUCCAGUGAGGCACAGGAUCCCGCGUUUCAUCUGUGGACGGCAAAAACCUCGUGGAUUUGGCCUCGACUUCCGAUCGCGGCCCGAUCGGAUAAUCAUCAUGGGGGCGAUUAUCUCGAAGUUCAGAAAGGAGCCCCCCACAUUGGAGCAACAAUUAGAGGCCCUAGAGAAGAAGAUCUUCCAGAUUCAUGAGUUCAACGAAGCGACUGAGCAUGCCAUGAAGAAAAUCAUUGGCGCAAUGCUGUUCUACGGUUGGAGUCUGAUAAUUAUCGGAGGAGUUGUGGCUUAUUUCUACUUCGAUCACACAUUAGAGUCGAGUUUGAUUUGCUUGGCUCCCGUGAUUCUGGCCCCAUUCGUCUUAAUGGGCAGUAAGAAAUUGCUUCAAUAUUACUACAACUCGCGGCUCGAACGGAAGAAAGGCGAGCUAAACGCGCUCAUAAAGGAGAAAAAAUCACUAAUCGAUAAAGUCAAGGAAACCAUCUCAUACAAGAAGGCUCAGGAGAUCUUGGAAAAAUUCGACAGCGAAACGAGGAUGCGAAAAGCGCAGGCUGAGCAACAGCGAGCGAUGCAAACGGUUCUUCAACAGAGCGGUAUUGAUAUCCGACGUCGCACGGUCGGUACCCCUAUGGGAGCCAUGGCAGCUCAACGAGGUACUCCCAUGGGUCCGAGUUCAGCACCCUUCACGCCUCUGCGGCAUAAUCAAUUCCAGCCACCCCUCCGAAAUUCUAUGCAACUCCCGAAUCGGAGUCCAUACCUACCGAAGACAGCUCGCCCGAUUCUGCCUCAAGAUCGCGGGACUGUCGAGAAAAUGAUCGACUACAUCGUCGGUGAAGGCCCGAAUAAUCGAUACGCUCUCAUCUGCAAAAAGUGCUCAGGGCAUAAUGGAAUGGCUCUGAAGGAAGAGUUCGAGUUCCUGGCUUUCAAAUGUUGUUAUUGUUUCCACUUCAAUGGCGCGCGAAAACAAAGACCUCUCGCCCCAGCUCCACCGAGCUUGAGCAACGCAAAUUCUACAACUUCCUUGAACGACGCUUCAAGAUCGAGCUCCCCUGUUCCUUCAGGUCCUUCGGUGAAGGACUCUGAUCAGGAAAUGGAGGCCGAUACUCAGAAAUCGUCGGAUACUCCGGUCCCAGGAUCACCGAAAGGUGUCAGGCCCUCUCCAGAAGGGGACGAGACGUCACUGGACAGAGCAUCGGAAGACCAGCAGUCACAGCUGCAUCAAGAGCAUCAAAUGCCGCAGAUGAUUGACGAAUCGCCAGAAGAGUAGGGGCUCCUCGAGAUCCGAGGCGGAAAACGGGAGCUGCGUUCCUUCGGGCCAAAAAACGAAAAGGAAGGAACGACCUGGAUACCACGUUGCAAUAUCUUGAAUUUAAUAUAGUCUCGAACGAUUCCUGUACAGUACCGCGUUCCCGAGGACGGAACGUGAAUAAAGAAGCCCUGUCUCGAGCUGAAUGUUGUUCGGGAGAC